Oryzias latipes (Japanese medaka) is the source of this 1516-nucleotide messenger RNA. RefSeq names its product keratin, type I cytoskeletal 18. Lineage: Eukaryota; Metazoa; Chordata; Actinopteri; Beloniformes; Adrianichthyidae. The record is from RefSeq and is a predicted model, not a curated record. Gene Ontology annotation, biological process: intermediate filament cytoskeleton organization. Gene Ontology annotation, molecular function: structural molecule activity. Gene Ontology annotation, cellular component: cytoskeleton; keratin filament.
UUCUCACUGCCACCGUCUCUUUGUUAGGAAGUCAGCAAAGAACCUCAACAAAUCAUUUUUCACUUCAUUUUGGGAAAAUUUACAUCCAAACUUUGUCCAAUAUGAAUUUCAGAGGCUCCAGCGUUUAUCAGAUUCCUGCCACCCGGAUCUCCACCACCCGAACUGCUCCUCCGUCCCGGGCUGCCAGCCUUUAUGGAGGUGCUCAUGGCCCAAAUGUGCGUAUGUCCUCGACCUCCGCAUCUUCCCUGCGUUCUGGGGCUCCAGUCUCUUCUUCCUUUGGAUCUUUCAACCUGAGCAGUGCAGCUGGUGCUGGGACGUCUGCAGCUGCCGGUCCUUCAGCUGGGAUCCUGGGCAAUGAGAAGGGGGCCAUGCAAAACCUGAAUGACCGCCUGGCCAACUAUUUAGAAACAGUUAGGAACCUGGAACAGGCCAACAAGGAGCUGGAGAUGAAGAUCAGGGAAGCCCUGGAGAAGGGAGGACCUGACACGAGAGACUACAGCAAAUAUGAGCCCAUCAUCGAUGACCUGCGGAGACAGAUCUUUGAUAAGAUAGGGGAUAACGCUCGCAUGGUGCUCCAGAUUGACAACGCCCAGCUUGCUGCUGAUGACUUUAAAGUAAAGUUUGAGAACGAGACUUCGAUUCGUCAGUCCGUGGAGGCCGACAUCGGUGGACUGAAAAAGGUCAUAGAUGAGACCAACGGGAGCAGGAUGAACAUCGAGAAUGAGAUUGAAGCAGUGAAGGAGGAGCUCCUUUACCUGAAGAAGAACCAUGAAAAUGAAGUGAUGGAGCUGAGAAGUCAGAUCUCUGGUUCAGGCGUUCAGGUGGAUGUGGAUGCGCCCAAAGGUCAAGACCUGGCUCAGAUCAUGGAGGACAUGAGAGCAAAUUAUGAGAAGAUUGCUACUAAGAAUGUGGAGGACCUCAAACGCUGGCACGAAAACCAGAUUGCAGAUAUUCAGGUCCAAGUGUCACAGAACACAGAAGCUCUCCAGGGAGCCCAGGUGCAGAAGAAUGACUUAAACAGACAGAUACAGACACUAGAAAUUGAACUUGCAUCUCAGCAGAGUUUGAAAGGCUCUUUAGAGGACACCCUUCGCAACACGGAGCUGCGCAACAACAUAGAGACGGAGAAGCACAAUGCUCUGAUUGUCCGUCUGGAGGAAGAACUGGGGAACCUGCGGGCUAAUAUCAAAAACCAAACCCAAGAGUACGAGGCGCUCCUCAACAUGAAGAUGAAGCUUGAAGCUGAGAUAAGCACUUACAAGAAUCUGCUGGAUGGGGAAGACUUCAAGUAAGGCUUAGAAGAAGAAACAUAAGAUGAUGGGGGUUUUCAUGACUGGGCUUCAGGAUGCAUUGGAGGAACUGGCAGCCACAAUGUAAAGGGAUGGGAGAGCCAAACACAGUUGAUGCUUCAAGACUUCACAGGACCCCGUUCAAACCAGCAAAAUCUGCACCUCAAUGAUACCGAAAUGGAUCACAAACCCUGCAAAAUUAAAUAAAACAUGACUAUAAAACAUUA